Messenger RNA from Aspergillus nidulans FGSC A4, 1167 nucleotides. RefSeq lists its product as uncharacterized. The record is from RefSeq and is a predicted model, not a curated record. The transcript has 2 exons. Gene Ontology annotation, molecular function: calcium ion binding; zinc ion binding. The coding region runs from base 1 to 1167 and encodes 388 amino acids. NCBI's taxonomy places the organism in Eukaryota, Fungi, Ascomycota, Eurotiomycetes, Eurotiales, Aspergillaceae.
AUGUCUCUAUACAAAUGCACCUCCUGUAAUGAGCCCAUCCAGUCCAUGAAGCCGCGUUUGUCAUGCGCCUCCUGUACACCGCGGAUGACUCUCUGCGCCAACUGCUACGUCGCAGGGAUAUAUCCCUCGCAACACCAAGAUGAUAAGUCUCAUUCAAUAUCCAUGCACAUACAGAGCGGCUUCCUUCCGGUACCUCCGCCGCCUCCACCGCGAAUACAGUUGGUGAGCAGAUCUCUCAGUGCGUAUGGGCCCCCGCGCAGACGGCCUGUCCCAACAGACACACCCAGCGAUGUGCCGCCGCAGAUGCCUCCUCGCCCGACGAAGUCGGAAAAGGAGAUCAGGAGCGUGGUUGAAGACUCGGAGAGACGGCCGCCCACAUCCUUGCCGCCGAGAAUGGUGGAUCCAGAGCAGCAACAGCUUCCUGAUCAAGAUCCACCUGAGUACUCAGAACUGCCCCUGCCCGCAACUCGGGGUUGGACAUCCCUCCUUACCGACGAGAUGAAGCCCUCCCCAUCCUUUACCAGGAUGAUGGAAGAGCUUUUCCAGCAUCUGGAUCCUCAACACACCGGCUUUCUCAGUCCAGAGGCAUACUCCCGGUACAUCGAAGCCUGCGGAGCUCCGCCAAAUUACAACAUAUGGAAAAUCAGCAACGCAAAAUCGGGCACUGACAUCGCAGACCGCGAACUAGCCGACCACUUCACAGCGUACUCGGUCGACUUCACCCUGCGCCCACGCACCCCACAUUCAACAUCUUCCUUAAACCCUCUCUCCCACCUCCCCUUCUCCCAACGUGCCACCCUCUCCCGCUUCAUGUCCCAGAUACCCUCCAUGUCAGGCGGGCAGAAACCCAUGCUUUCCCUCCGGGGCUUCACAGAGCUCUCACUUAUCAGCGUGCUACUGAAUCCCUCCUCAGCAUGGAGUCAACUCAGCCGCGUGAUCAAGACGUACAGGGUACCCGUCUGGCUGGAGUGGGGAGAUUUGCCGAGGGAUAUGCUCCCGCUAGGGCCGUACCAGCCGGAAGUUGAACGUGUGAGAGUGUUGUUGGAAGGAGCGAGGGCAAAUGCGGAGGAGAUGUUGGAUGCGCUGCAUGCGGGACUAAAGAUGGAAGCGAGUGGGAGACAGCAUGCGCUGGAUCUAUUGGAUGAUAGGGUUUGGGUUUAUCGGUAG